Molecule: messenger RNA, 1691 nt
Organism: Pseudonaja textilis
Lineage: Eukaryota; Metazoa; Chordata; Lepidosauria; Squamata; Elapidae
Source: RefSeq, a predicted model, not a curated record
GAUAAAGGGGACACCACCAAUAAGGCCCUGUUGUUCAGCCUCCAAAGCUCAUUGAGAACUUUUCCUUCGUUGUCUGCUCCAUUCCAGGUGGCCAUGGUGGAAGUCCAGCUAGACGCAGAACACGACUACCCUCCGGGACUCUUGAUAGCCUUCAGCGCUUGCACGACCGUCCUGGUGGCCGUCCACCUCUUUGCCUUGAUGAUCAGCACCUGCAUCCUGCCCAACAUCGAGGCCGUCAGCAAUGUCCACAACCUCAACUCAGUCAAGGAGUCGCCCCACGAGCGCAUGCACCGCCACAUUGAGCUGGCCUGGGCUUUCUCCACCGUCAUUGGGACCCUGCUCUUCUUGGCCGAAGUGGUCCUUCUCUGUUGGGUCAAGUUCCACCCGCUGAAGAAGAACACGGGCGCCGACGCGCAGGCGAGCAAUGGCACCAUCACCGCUGGGGAGGCAGCCGCCAUCACCUCCACCACCAUCAUGGUCCCCUUCGGCGUGGUCUUCAUCAUCUUCGCGGUCCACUUUUACCGCUCGCUGGUGACUCACAAGACGGAUCGGCAGUUCCAGGAGCUGAACGAGCUGGCCGAGUUUGCCCGCUUGCAGGACCAGCUGGACCACAGAGGGGACUCCGUUCCCUCUCCCAGUGACCAUUUCGUCUAGAAAGUGUCGGGGAGACCUAAGGUGGUGGAGCCCACCGGUUUUCUCCUGACCUUCCCGAAUUUGUCUGAGCUGUAACCUUUGUGUAAGGAGAGGGAGUUAACAGGAGCGGAACUUCCUAAGAGCUUUCCAGAAAUAAUAAUUAAACCAAUAAAAGGCAAAAGAGUGGCUCUCGUCACGUUGUGGAAUGCCAACCUCUGGGAGCCCUGCCCACCCGUCGCCCACCGUUUUCCUGGCUGUGCCUUCCCUAGCCGUGAACCAGGACUGUUUCCCUUUGAAAUGGCGGUUCGUUAGAAUUAGAAUUCUUUCUAUUGGCUAAGUGUGAUUGGACACCCAAGGAAUUUGUCUUCAUCAACAGAGAAAAUAGGGAAAGGGAAAGUGGGGAAAUUAGAGAUUUGGAAGGAAGUCUCGUAGCUUGGACUCCUUUGGGUCAAAUAACAGGUUGGCUGGAGUCGGUGCCCUAGCUGAAAACAUGAGUUCUUGGGUCUAAGUUUGGUUUUGCUGACCAGCCAAAGCAAAAUAGGCAAGACAGGGACACACACAGCCACCCCCGCCAACCACUGGCCAGCCCUUAACAAGCUUCUAAGAAACAUUAUUAUUUUGAUUUGUUUCCUUGCUCCAUUUUUUAUUUUGGUGACUCCUGGUGUCAAAAUAUGGUAGGUUUCCAAAAAAUUUUUUCCUGCAGGCUCCUUAUGAGCCUCUGGAAACCUGGAAUGCAGGCGUGUUUGAACUGGAGAGAGCUAUUUCGGGGUGUGUUCCCGUAGGAAAAACACAUUUGUACUCUUAUGUGUGUGUUCACAAUUGUGUUCUUUGAAGUCCUUGUUGCCUUUAUAAAAUACUCUGGCCGCCUUUCUUAUUCUUAACGGGCAUCCUCCAAAACGGUUUCAAAAAGGAAAACACUUUCCAGACUUCCCAAUGAUACAAACUUUUCAACAGCAACAACAACAAAAAAAAAAGUCGAACCCUUAAUCCACACAGUGGCUGAGAAAUAGGAAAAUCUUUGCGAGUCAGGAUGAGAACCAGGAAAGGAAAGGUGCUGU